Molecule: messenger RNA, 910 nt
Organism: Penicilliopsis zonata CBS 506.65
Lineage: Eukaryota; Fungi; Ascomycota; Eurotiomycetes; Eurotiales; Aspergillaceae
Exons: 3
Coding region: 126-632 (168 amino acids)
Source: RefSeq, a predicted model, not a curated record
UGUGCUGUGAGCCUUUGGAUGAUCCAUGACGUCCACCUACAGACUGGACAGUCACCUUACCAACUACGACACGGCUCAAGGCUCGGGUCGAGCCUUGAACCACUGGCUGACCCACGGAACGGAGCAUGUUGGAUGAGGCGCGUCCGCGGUUGGCUCUGCAAACCGCCAGUCACAGAAGAAUACCGAGGGAUUCUUACGUACGAAGGGGUACUCUGUACCUAGUUACUAGUCUGCCUCGAGCUGAGAGUCCCCGAUCCGAAUCCGCCUACAUUAGUACGAGUACGAAGACGGAAAGGCCAACUAAUAUGGGGAUGGCCUUGUCUAGCACCUCGACUAGCAUCCCCAAGCUGAGCCUAUCGCGGCGCACAACACACAAACCGUCAGCUCACAGUCAGACUCUAGUUAGAGCCCAUACUCGUGCCUGUAAACAGGGUUCCGCGAUUGGAUCGUUUUUCUUUGCUUUUUUUUUUCUCUCUCUCUCUCUCUGUGGCCCCCUCGUGCAAGCUUUGAGUUGGUGUGAUAGGGGGCAUCCCGGCGGUAAACCAAAGCUGCUGGCAGGACGAGAGACUGAAGACACGGGCCCAGAGCCGCCAAUGAUACUCCGCCCUUACCGUUCCAUGUUCUAUUUCUGAGGCACGCCCUGUUCGGUACGGAGCGAGUCUGGAGUACGAAUUCCGGAGCAGAACGGAGUACGGAGCAGUAUGGACGCCCCCACGGAGUAAUACUCCGUCGUACGUGCUCGUGAGAUCAAGUCUGCAGGAGGCUAGUGAUUAUACUCAGGCCGGAUUGAAAUCGACGGCCUCCCGGCCCACGGAUGAAUGUCUAAAUUGAUAUUUAAAAGGGGCAGAUCCUCGGGAGUAUUCCGUAUGUAGUAUGUACGGAGUAGUAUGUACUGUGAUAAUAACACAAU